Molecule: messenger RNA, 129 nt
Organism: Racocetra persica
Lineage: Eukaryota; Fungi; Glomeromycota; Glomeromycetes; Diversisporales; Gigasporaceae
Source: the annotation of a GenBank genome assembly
AAGAAGAGAAUACACGAAUAGAUCUUAAUGCAAUCAUAAAUCUUUCAAAUCAAAUUGAUAAAUUAGAAAAUAAUGAUGAAUCACAUGCAAGCUUAAUAGCGAAUGAGAUUGUAAAGCUCUGUAAAAAAG